AUGCUGUCCCGCCCCACCCUCCGCGUUGCCUCGCAGGUCCAGAAGAGGGCCUUCUCCGCCACCCGCGCCAGGCUCUCCUCGCCCUACCACUACCCCGAGGGUCCCCGCAGCAACAUCCCCUUCAACCCUCUGACCAAGUUCUUCGCUGUGCGCUACUGGUCGUUCAUGGCUGUCGGCUUUUUCGCGCCCGUCGGCAUUGCCGUCUGGCAGACCAAGAAGGACCAGUAA
Messenger RNA from Lasiodiplodia theobromae, 228 nucleotides. RefSeq names its product Cytochrome-c oxidase chain viic. The record is from RefSeq and is a predicted model, not a curated record. Gene Ontology annotation, biological process: mitochondrial electron transport, cytochrome c to oxygen. NCBI's taxonomy places the organism in Eukaryota, Fungi, Ascomycota, Dothideomycetes, Botryosphaeriales, Botryosphaeriaceae. The transcript has 5 exons. The coding region runs from base 1 to 228 and encodes 75 amino acids.